Messenger RNA from Bactrocera latifrons, 2757 nucleotides. RefSeq names its product neuropeptides capa receptor. Lineage: Eukaryota; Metazoa; Arthropoda; Insecta; Diptera; Tephritidae. The transcript is spliced from 10 exons. Gene Ontology annotation, biological process: neuropeptide signaling pathway. Gene Ontology annotation, cellular component: plasma membrane. The coding region runs from base 1 to 1941 and encodes 646 amino acids. Gene Ontology annotation, molecular function: neuromedin U receptor activity. The record is from RefSeq and is a predicted model, not a curated record.
AUGAAUUUACUAGCGCCCGCUUUGAACAUAACCACCGAACUCCCCACCAUCCACCUAAAUACUAGCAGUUAUGCUUUCGCCAAUAAUUYACUAGCUGAAAGCUACAACAACAGCAAUGCGUUCCUUGAUGAACAUUACGCUAACGAUACAGACGUUGGCUUUUUCGACGGCUUCGUGAAUAACGGCAGUGAGAGUGCUUUCAACGAGUUAAUCGCCAACCUAAGCACAAUUGCAUAUGACUUUGGYAAACAAUUAGUAAGCACAGUAAUCGAUGCAAAUGUCGAAGCCACAACGCCCGCCGUCAGCACAACACCCAUCCCACCGCCAGCAGCGGUAUCGUCAGCCGCGAUGCGUGCCAGUGCUGCCAAUAGUAAUAUUGUGGACUACCACAAUGUGUCAUUAUCGCUGARCAACUGGUGGCUUAACGCCACAAAUUCAACGACACUAACCGCCAGCGAUGAAGGGGCUACGGUUAGAGGGAAUGCGCGGAAUACGAGUACUGAUGCUGAUAGUUGGGUGACAAACACACAUAAUGUUUACAGCAACUACGACGACGAAGGAUUAGACCCGUGCCAUCCAAACAAUUCGAAAUUCAACUGCACACAGACUGAUUUUGUGAAAUUCCUGCUCGGACCGCAAACGCUGCCACUCUACAAGGCUUUGCUGAUUACAAUAAUUUUCGGUGGAAUAUUCAUAACCGGCAUGCUGGGCAACAUUCUGGUGUGUGUGGUUAUUAUACGCCAUCCAACAAUGCACACGGCAACGAACUAUUACUUAUUCAGUCUGGCAGUCUCGGAUUUAAUAUACCUGCUAUUUGGUUUGCCCGCAGAAAUAUUCCUGUACUGGCAUCAAUAUCCCUACCUAUUUGGACUUCCCUUCUGCAAGAUACGCGCAUUCAUCUCAGAAGCUUCGACGUACGUCUCCGUACUCACAAUCGUCGCCUUCUCCAUGGAGCGCUUUCUCGCCAUUUGCCACCCCCUGCAUUUGACCGCGAUGAGCGGCUUUAAGCGCGCAGUUCGCAUUAUAGCCGCACUUUGGAUUCUCAGCUUGUUAGGCGCCAUACCCUUCGGCCUGCUCACGGAUAUUCAAUACUUGAAUUAUCCUUUAACUGAGACGACAAUACCGGAGUCCGCGUUCUGCAGCAUGUCGCACUACCCUGAAGAAUUUCCACUGUUCGAGAUCUCAUUCUGCUUCUUCUUCGUCAUACCGAUGCUGCUGAUAAUCAUCUUGUAUGGCAAGAUGGGCGCACASAUACGUUUCAGCACGACACUGCAGUUGGGCGUUCAACAGGGCUCUAUGCACCGUGAAUCUCGACAUCAGCAGUCACGCAAAGCUGUAAUACGCAUGUUGGCCGCCGUUGUAGUGACCUUUUUCAUUUGCUGGCUGCCAUUCCACAUGCAGCGCUUAUGGUUCCUCUAUGCCAAAGAACAAAACAAUUUCGAAGAGAUAAACGAGUGGAUGUUCUCCAUCGCCGGUUUCACGUACUAUGUGUCGUGCACGAUCAAUCCGAUUUUGUAUAAUGUGAUGUCGCAUCGGUACCGUGUUGCCUUCAAGGAUAUACUGUGGGGCAAGCGGCGCAGCGUGUACUACAACAAUGGCUUUGCUAGAGAUCAGUCCAGCUUUCGAGAGACGAUCGCUUCCAGCUUGGGUGGCGGCAAUAACAGCACGUACGAUCGCGUACAUUCGGUAAGAGUGCGUUCAAUGCGGCACGCCAAUAACUAUAGAGAUCGCAACUCUAUCAAGACAAAAAAUGUGCUAUGGACAAAAGAUAUAGACUACACCGUGCCGCUUAAAAAGGACACGCUGGACAGCAAACUAAAGUAUAGCACAAACGUUGUAGUUGUUGUGGACAAUGGCGGCAUCAAUGGACGACCCAAAGUAUUUACAGAAACCGAUGCGGAGGCAACACUGAUGAGCAAAGAUAACGAGACUUGUAUAUAAAGAAAGCUGGCGGAUGCAACAAGAAGGCAGCUAACAGAAAAUAAGUGAUCGAGUGGUUUGAGUGCGUUUGCGGCACAGCGAAUUUAAGCCAAAAACAAAUGCACUCUCACGAACCAAUGCUUUGGCGCUGUGAAUGAGCAUUAAAAACUAAGUCAAUAUGUGUGCGUAUGUAUGCAUAUAUAUUUUGUAUAUAUCACAUUUGUUAUUAUGCUAAAAGGAAUAACAGUUGUUCCACUUAUUUAUGAGUUACAAUUAGUUAGUUUACGCAACGAGUACAGGGUGUAAACAAACACUAGAAAGAUCUGUGUCUAUAUGUAAGAAAUUUGAUAAUUGUUACUGUCAGUGUGUAUUGGCAAACGAAUUUCAGAGCCGAGGCGAGUAUGCAAUAAGUUUGUUCGUUCAUAAGUUAGUAAAUAGUUUAUGCAACUUUUGCGGUGCCAACAAACUCACAUCCCGCGUGUGGUUACACAGAGUGCAAUGUCAUUCAUAAAAUAAAAUCUAUAAAUUUGCGUUUGUAAAGAAUUUGAAUUUUUUUGAGCUACGACCUAAUUUUCUUUUGACGAUUGUCGAGCUUUAAACAAAAAUAUUUGAGCUUACCGCUUUUACGUUUAAUAAAAUAUUGUGCAAUAUUUAAGCACAAAGGUUACUACAAAAGAACAUUCCCAAGUCAUGUGAGAGUUUAUUAYGAAAUAUGUACUCUUGAUAAAUAGAAGUAAACGCGAAUGUUUAUAGAUAAUUAUGAUUUGUUAACUGACAUGCACUGCAACCUGAAAUCUCAUGUUUAAGGACUCACCAAGAAACUCUUAUUUUUGCUUU